This is a messenger RNA of Rangifer tarandus platyrhynchus (Svalbard reindeer), 327 nucleotides long. Lineage: Eukaryota; Metazoa; Chordata; Mammalia; Artiodactyla; Cervidae. The record is from the annotation of a GenBank genome assembly.
AUGACAUCAAAGCAUAACAUUUGGGUCCCACUGAAUGCUCAAAAGAAGGGUCCUGUUGCAAAAGGGCUUUUGCAGAACAAGAUUCAGUUCAGUUCAGUUCAGUUGCUCAGUCAUGUCCAACUCUUUGCCAGGCUUCUGUGUCCAUCACCAACUCUGGAGCUUGCUCAAACUCAGGUCCAUACAGUCUGUGAUGUCAUCCCACCAUCUCAUCCUCUGUCAUCCCCUGCUCCUCCGCCUUCAACCUUUCCUAGCAUCAGGGUCUUUUCUAGUCACAUUAGGUGGCCAAAGUAUUGGAGCUUCAGCUUCAGCAUCAGUCCUUCCAAUUAA